This is a messenger RNA of Mercurialis annua (annual mercury), 1023 nucleotides long. RefSeq lists its product as uncharacterized. NCBI's taxonomy places the organism in Eukaryota, Viridiplantae, Streptophyta, Magnoliopsida, Malpighiales, Euphorbiaceae. Bases 1 to 1023 code for a protein of 340 amino acids. The record is from RefSeq and is a predicted model, not a curated record. The transcript has a single exon.
AUGAGUUUUGAUCUUCCUUCAAGUCCUUUUUAUUUGCAUUCAAAUGAGAAUCCAUCUAUGAUUCUUAUUUCUUCAUUACUAAAUGGUCCAAAUUUCCAUUCUUGGUACAGAUCAAUGAGAAUGAGUUUAUUGAUUAAGAAUAAAUUGAAAUUUGUAGAUGGUAGUAUCCCUGUUCCAUCAAAGAAUGAUCAGAUAUACCCAGUUUGGGAGCGUUGUAAUACUAUGAUUUUAUCAUGGAUUAUACAUUCUUUAUCACCUUCAAUUGCUCAAAGCAUUUUUUGGAUUGAAAAUGCUUUAGAUGUCUGGACAGAUUUAGCAAACAGGUUUUCUCAAACUGAUACUCUAAGGAUGUCAGAUUUGCAAGAUGAAAUUUAUGGUUUUAAACAAAAUAAUAUGUCAGUGAAUAAUUAUUUUACUCAGUUAAAAAUCUUAUGGGAUGAAUAUCUCAAUUUGAGACCAAUUCCAGUUUGUUCUUGUAACCCUCAGUGUCAUUGUGAUGCAUUAAAGAAAGUAAAAGAUUUUCAAGAAAGAAAUUAUGCAAUGAGGUUUCUGAAAGGUCUUAAUGAAAAUUUUUCAGUUAUUAAAACUCAAGUAUUGAUGAUGGAUCCUUUACCUAAAAUUAAUAGAGUUUUUUCACUUGCUGCACAACAUGAAAGACAGAUUGCUUUUAAUGUUGGUUCUUUACAAAUUCUUGAACCUUCUGUGUUUACAGCACAAUCAAAUUCUUCUUUUCAAAGAAAUAAUUCACCUUAUAGACCACCUAAUUCAAACUUCAAUUUUUACAAACCACCUGUCACAAAUCUUAAUACUGGAUCCAAUUUUCGUCCUCAGGGGGGACAAAAGAGGUUUUAUUCCUUGCCUAAUAAUGGAAAGCCUAUGUGCAGUUUUUGUGGUAUGCCAGGUUAUUCUGUGGAUAUCUGCGAUAGGAAACAUGGGUUUCCACCUGGAUACAAGUCAAGAUACAGACCACAGUCCUUUGUUAAUCAAGUAGGAGAGGUUCAACCUCAGCCUAUCAAUUCUUGA